This is a messenger RNA of Schistosoma turkestanicum, 786 nucleotides long. NCBI's taxonomy places the organism in Eukaryota, Metazoa, Platyhelminthes, Trematoda, Strigeidida, Schistosomatidae. The record is from the annotation of a GenBank genome assembly.
AUGUGUCACAUCAUUCUGUUCCACAUUACCGUCCUUCUCUCGCUGUUCCACGAGUCCACGCAAAAAGCUGUGUAUCCUCACAGUGGCAUAAAUAUGAAAGAACUGAAUUCUAUACAAAGUUAUAGUCAUCGAUUAUUUGUAUACAAGCUCGGCAUAAAGAAUAUUGUUCAGGCUGAAGAGGAUUCCCUGAGUGAAUGGAAAAUAUAUCACGUCAAAGCGUAUAUUAAGCUAACAGAAGAAUUCAUACUUGAUGCAAUAAAGUCGUUAAGAAUUAAAAGCAGACAACUGUUUGAUCUGAAAAGUUUCUUGAAUAUAGAAUUUCAGAAACGAAACCAAUCAAUAGAUCAAUAUACAAUGUGCAAAACUAAACUAUUUGAAUCGAUUAAUCAGCGUAUUCUUAUACAAGAUAUAAUCAAAACAAUUGGGAUUGAAGAAAGAGAUUUCGGAAUAAGCGUUGCAAAUUCCACUACGUUCAAGUCAUGCUUCAACAAGAAAGAAUCAAUAUAUGAAAGCUUAUUGACCAAUGGUUUUGGAAAUGUUUGUUACCCUCCAAUUCCGUUUAACGGAAGAAAUAUAAGAUGGCUUGAUAGGGAAAUUUCUCAAUAUAGCAUCAAUAUUCGUAUAUUCAACUAUGCAUUGUUCAGUUACGAGUUUUUCUUGAACAUUCUUUCGGAACUCGAAAGCCAGCUAUCACGUUACCGUCGCAGUGUGAUCACCGUCACGUACAAGAUAUUUUGUUACAAUGAAUCCACAUGUUGGAAGAUAUAUUUGCAUAGUUUUAAAUGA